This is a messenger RNA of Lachancea thermotolerans CBS 6340, 2334 nucleotides long. It is a transcript of the gene TSR1, whose product is annotated as small subunit rRNA maturation protein TSR1. Gene Ontology annotation, cellular component: nucleus; preribosome, small subunit precursor. The transcript has a single exon. The coding region runs from base 1 to 2334 and encodes 777 amino acids. Gene Ontology annotation, molecular function: GTPase activity; GTP binding; U3 snoRNA binding. Gene Ontology annotation, biological process: endonucleolytic cleavage of tricistronic rRNA transcript (SSU-rRNA, 5.8S rRNA, LSU-rRNA); ribosome biogenesis; maturation of SSU-rRNA from tricistronic rRNA transcript (SSU-rRNA, 5.8S rRNA, LSU-rRNA). The record is from RefSeq and is a predicted model, not a curated record. NCBI's taxonomy places the organism in Eukaryota, Fungi, Ascomycota, Saccharomycetes, Saccharomycetales, Saccharomycetaceae.
AUGGCUGGGCAUUCGCAUAGAUCAUCGAUAAAGAACGGACACAAGGCAUUCAAGUCCAAGCAUGCGUCCAAGGGCGCGCGCAAAAACAUGUACAAGGGCAAGGUCGAGAAAGAACUUGUGACUGGGAAGCGCAGCAGGCACCAGGUGGUGUCCAAACUGCAGAGGAAAAACCAGGCUCGUCAGGCGCGCGAGCAGAAGAUAAUGGACGCAUUAGAGAUCCGUCGCCUUUUCGAAGGCUCGAACGGUGCUGAAAAGAUCAUCGCGGUUGUGCCGCUGACGCCCGACGUAGACGCCGCAGACAUUGUGCGGCGGCUCAUUGUAUGCGCACUGGACGAUCCAGAACAACAGAUGGCGGUCCAGGUUAGCACGCCAUGUGUGCUCAAUGUCACAGUCAAGAAGUUCAAGUCCAAGCUCAAAAUCAUCGUACCUGACAUGUCCAAUUUCAUCAACAUUCUAGACACCACGAAGAUCGCAGACUUCACCGUUUUCGGCCUCAGUGCUGCCGCAGAGGUGGACACAGAGUUCGGUGAGCAGAUCAUUCGUGCUGUCGAGCUGCAGGGUAUUUCCUCCUACGUUGGCGUCGUUGCCAACUUAUCUGCGGCUCAUCCUAAAGAGAAGUUCCAGCUCGACUUGAAACAGUCCUUAGAGAGUUUCUUCAAACAUUUUUUCCCUAACGAAGACCGUGUUUACAACCUAGAGAAACCUGCCGAGGCCAUCAACGUUCUGAGACAUUUGUGUCAGAAAGUUCCACGCCAGGUUAGAUGGAGAGACAACAGAGGCUACAUGGUUGCUGAAAAGGUCGACUACUCUGAAUCGGACGCACAACAGGGGCACCUCAUUGUCAGUGGCAUGGUACGCGGUGUUGGGUUUGAUGCCAAUAGGCUUGUGCAUAUACCGGGUUUAGGUGAUUUCCAGAUUUCACGAAUCAACAAGAUUAGUGAUUCUAAUAGAAGAAGCGGCCCCGCCAAAGGUCCGGCUGCAAAUUCGGAUCUAGACAUAGAGCUCACUUCUCAAUUCACGCCUGACCAAAGUCAAGACACCCUUGAUGACUUCGCCCCACAAGACUUCGAUGCUGACGACUACGAAGAUGACUUUGAGUACGAUGACCUCACCACAGCGCGUUACGACGACCAUGGCUUUUUGCCUGGCAGGGAAGCUGCCACUAGAAGGGCCAAGGUCCCUAAAGGAACGUCCGACUAUCAAGCGAGAUGGUAUCUGGAUGACAUUGCCGAUGAUGGCGAGGUCGAGCUAGAAGAUGAUGACAUGGCCGUUGAAGAAAACAAUGAUGUUAUGGCAGAUGAAGCCGAACAGGCUAGCGACUAUGAAGAAACUCAAGAGGAUAUGUUUGUUGACUUGUCGCCUGAAGAAGAGGAAAGACAGCUUCGUGAAUAUCGAGAGCUUGAGAAAGAAGACAAAGAAUUUCCGGACGAGAUUGAACUAGAGCCCACACAGUCAGCUAUUGAGAGGCUCAGACGGUACAGAGGCUUGAAGAAUUUGCAUAACUGCGUGUGGGACGUUGAUGAACGCGAUCCUAACGCUCCUCCUGAGUGGAAACGUCUCCUGAGGGUGGGCAACUACACUGGCUCUAAGAACAAGGUAUGCAAAGAGGCUGCCAACGAGGCCCAAGUGAUUGCUGGUGACCGCAUCGAGAUGCACAUUCAAAUACCUAAGCACUUGCUGGAAAAAGUGAAAGACCCCAGGGUCAGUAUCUUCGCUGUUUAUGGGUUGCUCAAACACGAACACAAAAACGCGUUGGUAAACUUCUCGAUACAAAGAUGGGAAGAUUUCGAAGAUCCCGUUCCUUCGAAGGAGAGUCUAUUCGUGCAGUACGGUGUUAGGAGAUACGAGAUCCAGCCACUGUUUUCAUCGACUAGUAAUACUCCUAACAACGUGCACAAAUUUGAGAGGUUUUUGCAUGAAGAUUCCGCAUCCAUCGCCACAUGCAUAGCUCCUAUCGACUUCACUCAAUCACCUGCUCUAUUUUUCAAGCAAUGCCCCGAAGAUGUCAAGGGAAUUAAGUUUGUAGGCCACGGUUCCUUCUUGAACGCUGACCAUACCAGGAUUAUCAGCAAGAGGGUGGUCCUCACAGGCCAUCCUUUCAGGUUCCACAAGAGAGUUCUCACCGUGCGCUACAUGUUUUUCCGUCCUGAAGAUGUGGAAUGGUUUAAAUCUAUUCCUCUUUUCACCAAAAGUGGCAGGUCAGGUUUCAUCAAGGAAAGCCUGGGUACUCACGGCUACUUCAAGGCAACCUUUGAUGGCAAACUAUCGGCUCAAGAUGUUGUUGCAAUGGCGUUGUUCAAGCGCGUGUGGCCCAGACCAUCGAAACCUGUAUAG